UGCAUUUAGCGGUGCAGCCGGUUUGGUAGGUUGGUUUGGCAGCUAACUAGCUAACAAGCUAGCUAACCAGCUAGCUAGCUAGCUAGUUAGACACACCGCUAGCGUAGGCCUCGAUCUUUGUUUUUGAUCAAGCAUGGUCUCGGCGGGCUGAUUCGCUCGUGGAACGUUGGGUUUCCCCUCUGACUCGUGUCCUUUCACCCUCGUAAAACAUAGAGACCGGGAAGAGAGCGAAUUAUGUCGCUUCUUAGCUAGCUUGUGGUGUCAGCUUCCGCAAUAAACAACUUGCAGCAUAUGCAAAAAAGACGCUAUGCAGUUAUCUUCAAGUCCUCCAACAACGACAGCUGAUCGUGUGUAUUUCCGAGGGAGAUUUUUCCUGCAGAUCUAUUUGACUUUGCACCCGCUUUGAUUUGCCACAACGCCUUAAACUUGCAAAUAUGUGUUGAUGAUGUGGUUGUUGUUGUGACUCUUGUGUUCCGCUCCCUCCUGUCAGCUCUGUGACAUCAGAUAUGUAACUUCACUAACUGAUGCUCUCUUCUGGAAUUCCGUCCUACGUGAUACAUAUCGCAGACCGACACAAACCAUUAGUCACUUUAAACAUUAUUACAUCUCUCCUCACUCACUGUGACCUGCUUCCACCUAAGCAGAUAAAAGCAAAGGAGGAGAGGAAUCCUAAAAGCAGCUGGGAGAAGUCGGCUGCUUGUGUGUCUGCGAUGGCUGGCGGAAGGAGAGGGGCGAACCGCACCACGUACUGCAGACCGCCCCUGAGCAACGAACCGGGCUCGGUCAGCAACGGCAACCACUCCACCAGCUCCCCGGUCACAGGGGUGCGAUCCCGCGCCAGGAACGGCUCGGGGACGUGCAUGUCCAAUCCCCCUCUGGCCGCGCAGACGGUUGUUCCCCUGAAGCACUGUAAGAUCCCCGAGCUGUCCGUGGAUCGCAACGUGCUGUUCGAGCUCCAUCUUUUCUUCUGCCACCUCAUCGCCCUCUUUGUCCAUUACGUCAACAUCUACAAGACCGUGUGGUGGUACCCCCCAUCACAUCCUCCCUCGCACACUUCCCUGAACUUUCACCUCAUCGAUUAUAACAUGCUGGUGUUCAUAAUCAUCGUACUGGCGAGGAGGUUAAUUGCAGCGAUUGUCAAAGAGGCGUCACAGAGUGGGAAGCUGUCCUUCCCUCAUUCCAUCUUCCUGGUGAUGGCGCGGUUCGCCGUGCUAACGCUGACGGGCUGGAGCCUUUGCCGCUCACUCAUUUACCUGUUCAGGACGUACUCCGUCCUCAGCCUGCUCUUCCUCUGCUACCCAUUCGGGAUGUACAUUCCAUUCUUCCGGCUGAGCUGCGACUUCCGGCGGGCAGGUCUGCUCUCCCCCGUCGCCAGCAUCGGCUCCAAGGAGGUGGGCAGCGCGGCUCGGGGCAAAGACUACUUGAGCGUGCUGAAGGAGACGUGGAAGCAGCACACCAGCCAGCUGUACGGCGUCCAGGCCAUGCCGACUCACGCCUGCUGCCUCUCCCCGGAUCUCAUCCGCAAGGAGGUGGAGUACCUGAAGAUGGACUUCAACUGGAGGAUGAAGGAGGUGCUGGUCAGCUCGAUGCUCAGCGCUUACUACGUGGCCUUUGUUCCCGUCUGGUUUGUCAAGAGUACACAGUAUGUAGACAAGCGCUGGUCUUGUGAGCUGUUCAUCCUGGUGUCCGUCAGUACGUCAGUCAUCCUCAUGAGGCACCUGUUGCCACCUCGGUACUGUGACCUGCUUCACAAGGCCGCAGCGCACCUGGGCUGCUGGCAGAAAGUAGACCCCUCGCUCUGCUCCAAUGUUCUUCAGCACAUAUGGACAGAAGAAUACAUGUGGCCACAGGGAGUCCUGGUCAAACAUAAUAAGAACGUCUAUAAGGCCAUGGGCCACUACAAUGUGGCCGUUCCGUCAGACGUGUCCCAUUAUCGCUUCUAUUUCUUUUUCAACAGGCCUUUACGGAUAUUGAACAUACUCAUCAUCCUGGAGGGUGCCAUGAUAUUCUACCAGCUCUACUCGUUGAUAUGUUCAGAAAAGUGGCAUCAGACGAUAUCGCUGGCCCUGAUCCUCUUCAGUAACUACUACGCCUUCUUCAAGCUGCUCAGAGACAGAAUAGUGCUAGGGAAGGCGUACUCGUACUCAAACAGCUCAUCGGACCACAAAGUCAGUUAGAUUUCAGUUGUCGUUCACAUUCACUUUGGAACAAAAAAAAAAACAUGCCUAAGAGCUGUGUAUUUUUUCUACAAACUGCAUUUUCUGUCACGUUUUUGUUCUGAUCUGCCAUAAUAAAAAAAGACAUAUUUUUGUAUUACUUUAAA
Messenger RNA from Gasterosteus aculeatus aculeatus (three-spined stickleback), 2323 nucleotides. NCBI's taxonomy places the organism in Eukaryota, Metazoa, Chordata, Actinopteri, Perciformes, Gasterosteidae. The record is from RefSeq and is a predicted model, not a curated record.